Procambarus clarkii (red swamp crayfish) is the source of this 401-nucleotide messenger RNA. The record is from RefSeq and is a predicted model, not a curated record. NCBI's taxonomy places the organism in Eukaryota, Metazoa, Arthropoda, Malacostraca, Decapoda, Cambaridae.
AUGGCCACAGAUCUAAUUCUUCUAAUGGAACGGACACUAACUAGAAGACUGGUCGAAAUAGAAGUGAAAGCAAAAGACGUAAAGAAACAAAUAGAAGAGCUGCAGAGAGAGCACAAGACAGCUGAGGAUAGUCUAGAGAUAAAGCACAAGACAGCUGAAGAUAGUCAAGAGAUAGAGCACAAGACAGCUGAAGAUAGUCAAGAGAUAGAACACAAGACAGCUGAGGAUAGUCAAGAGAUAGAGCACAAGACAGCUGAAGAUAGUCAAGAGAUAGAACACAAGACAGCUGAGGAUAGUCUAGAGAUAGAGCACAAGACAGCUGAGGAUAGUCAAGAGAAAGAGGACAAGGCGGCCCAGGGAGUGGAUGGAUCUAGGUCAUCAAGACAGACAGCGAGACACAG